This is a messenger RNA of Alternaria ethzedia, 882 nucleotides long. RefSeq lists its product as uncharacterized. The record is from RefSeq and is a predicted model, not a curated record. The coding region runs from base 1 to 882 and encodes 293 amino acids. NCBI's taxonomy places the organism in Eukaryota, Fungi, Ascomycota, Dothideomycetes, Pleosporales, Pleosporaceae. The transcript has 4 exons.
AUGGCCCCCCAUCCCCUCUUCCCCAAACUCGAGGCGGCCGUCCUCGUGGACGGUCGCCCCGUCAAAGAACAUGCUGACCGUGAAGAUACUAAUGCCGAGUCCAAGGUAGUCUACAUCGAGGCCGAAGCGGGCGAGCAGUUUGGCGUCCGAUUCUUCAUCCCCGGCUACGUCUUCGACCGCCACUCCAUCAAGGUCAUUGUCAACAUCGACGGUGUUGACAUGCGCAAGUUCAUCUUCGAGCGGCACAAGUACGAUCUAUACGGCAUCACAAGACAGGUCAACGACAGCAGCGCGCUCAUCGGUCACAAGUACCUCGGCCAGCGCUUCCGCUUCGCUGAUCUCAACACCCAUGAUGACAACUACGAGAUUGACCACGCGCUUUGGAAGCAGCUGAAAUGGACUGGCAACAUCUCAAUCACCUUUCACCGGGUCACUAACGUACGCUUCGCCCGCGCGUGGAAGGACGUGCCGUCCAUGCGAGAGUACGACGAGGUCCCCGAGAAGGCACUGAAAGGCUCGUCCGUCUCGCACAAGACAACCCUCGACCCGCUGCACCGCAUUGCACCCGUUACAUUCAUGGAGGCAGACUAUGUCGACAACCCUUCUCGCCCUCUUGCUGAGAUCGAGUUCCGAUACCGGUCCAAGGAAGCUCUCAAGUACCUGUCCAUAAUCCCCCGCACACCUAGCCCAGAGCCCUUCAAGGAAGAUCUGUCGGAGGAGAAGGUGCAGAAGAUCUACCUCAAGCACGAGAAGACCCAGUCUCGUAAGCGCGACCACCCCGAUGACGACCAUAACUACGAAGACGUGGAGAUGGUAGAGGAGCGACCCGCGAAGCGACGCUGCUUCCCCACCAGCACCGACGAAGUCAUCUCGCUCGACUGA